This is a messenger RNA of Ipomoea nil (Japanese morning glory), 2444 nucleotides long. RefSeq names its product protein ACCELERATED CELL DEATH 6-like. The transcript has 8 exons. The coding region runs from base 18 to 2336 and encodes 772 amino acids. Gene Ontology annotation, molecular function: protein phosphatase 1 binding; protein phosphatase regulator activity. The record is from RefSeq and is a predicted model, not a curated record. NCBI's taxonomy places the organism in Eukaryota, Viridiplantae, Streptophyta, Magnoliopsida, Solanales, Convolvulaceae. Gene Ontology annotation, cellular component: plasma membrane.
AAAUAUAUCCUAAAUUCAUGGUGAGCAACUUUCUUUGUAAUUGUGGGGUCAACGCACUAAAUGAGAAUAAAAUGGAUAAGAUUGAAAGCAGUGGCUGGCGCUGGCUGUUCCAAAGUACCAAUUUAUUCCCAUUCUUUGAUACAGAACUAGCUAGCAAGCAACAGUACUGGGAGAAGAAAUAUUUCAUUAUGCAUCCGGUUAUGGUCAUUCAUCAUAUGAACCCGGUUCUAUACAACGCAGUGGUGAAAGGUAAUGUUGAAGAUUACCAUGAGGCCUUACGGCAGAUGCCGGAAGAAGUUAUCCGAUUUCAAGUUACGCCCAAGGGCAAUACUGUACUGCACGUUGCGGCGAUCCAUGGUCACAUAGAUUUGGUGGAACAGAUCCUAGAAGAAGAAGUACAGGAUGUUGAUGAUGCAGCCAUGUCAUCGUGGUCCCUGUUGUUUGUCAGGAACAACAGAUAUGAAAGUGCGCUACACUGUGCAGCAGAGAAGGGCUAUGACGGCGUAGUCUCUGUGAUGUUCAACGCCAUUAAGAAGCGUGAAGAUGUCGAAUCUAAAGGUGGUCGAGUGAGGGAGAUGAUAGAGAUGAGGGAUAGUGUGAAAGACACGGCUUUGCACAAGGCCGUGCGAAUGGGGUAUUUAAAGGUGGUGAAAUUAUUAGUUGAAGAGGACCCUAAAUUUGUGUAUCUUGCCAAUGAUGCUGAGGAAACGCCUAUUUAUAUAGCAGCAGAGUCGCAAUUUAACGAUUGUUUGAAAGAAAUGCUCAACACAUGUAAAAAGCCUACUUAUAGUGGACCAUGGCGGCGAAAUGCCCUUCACGGAGCAAUAUUAUCAGGUAUAUCUGAUGGUCCACUAUCAAAAGCGGAAAGAUCCCGACUAAAUUAUGAUUAUACUGACAUGGAUAAAACAGCUAUUUAUGACGGCACAAUAUCACCAGUGGGAAGAUUGAUUUGGGCUGUGCUGAAUGCUCUCAGGACUCUCAGGACUCCAUGCUUAAGUGAUUUCCGUGGCGGUGGAAAUCCGAGUCAAGUGCUGCGGAUACCUGGAAUGUCAAGUCAUUAUACCAAGCAACUAACCCAUUGGGCAGUAGAGUGGUUGCAUUCCAAGUUCAUUUUGAGAUCAUAUGACGUGGAUAGAAGAGAUAAGGUUGACCACAGGGGAAUAUUAUGGUGGAGAAGAUUGAUGCUGAAUUUAAAGUCUGGAUAUGAACGUGAUGCGGAAGCAACAGUAAAUAUCUUGGAAUGUACAAAAUUACUAUUGCAAAAGGAGAUCUCUUUGUGCGACGAGACUGACGAUUUUGGUUUGACGCCACUACACUGUGCUGUAAACCUCUGUGAUAUUGGAGCUACAACCAUGAUUCUUGAGGAAAACCUGUCUGCAGCUUAUGUUCGCGCGGGCAAUGGCAAUGAAUGGACGACAAUAUUUCACAUUGCAGUUACGGUGGGCAACAUUAAAAUGUUGAAAAAGAUAUCAGAAAGCUGCCCAGAUUGUUGGGAGAUGACUAAUAGCAAAUUGCAGAAUGUAUUUCACGAAGCAGUACUGAGCAAGAGGGUGAAUGCGUUUGAGUAUGUAUUGAGAUCUCCCCACAUCGACAACCUUAUUGAUGAGAAAGACGAGAAUGGCAACACACCACUGCACAUGCUUGCCAUAUCUGAUUGCCACCAUUUACAGAGGGCUAUAAAGCGGCAUACACGGAAGCAUUUGGUGUUUAAUAAACACCAACAAACUCCAUUUGAUAUGGCCUUGGAAGAAAGAGAGGGCUAUUUUCUUUUUGAUAUCUUCAGACAAGGCGGAAAACUUGUUUGGAGUGAGAACAAAGUUGGUCCCCGUGGUGGCGAUCUCACAAGACAUCGGAAAGAGAAGAAGAGUGGUGACAAGGAAAUUAAUACAAUAUUAAAGUCAAGUGAAACAAACAUCAUCGUCGCUACACUAAUAUUAACUGUAACCUUUGCAGCUGGUUUUACAGUCCCAGGAGGAUACGACGGCAAUCCUGGGUUAAAACAAGGGAAGCCAAUAUUGUUACGAAAUACAGCUUUUAUUGUAUUUGUUGUGGCAGAUACUAUUGCGUUCAUAUGCUCCAUUUUGUCAAUAUUCCUUUACAUUGUGAUGGCGAAAGAAGCGUCAUCAUCUUCCAGGAAGUACAGAACUAUCUUGAAGCUUUACAGGGAGGAGACGUCCAUGACAUAUUAUGCCACAUUUGGAGUUGUAAUUGCAUUCGUCUCUGGACUGUAUGCCACUUUAGCAUCUUCAAAUGGUGUUGCCACUGCUGUUAUAGUCAUCAGCCUCGUCAUUCCCGUAAUGGUUGACUUGGCAUUUGGCCUGGAUCAAGAGCUUUAACACACAAACUGCAUUGCAUGUGACCAUAUUUAUACAUUAUUUAAUCAUUUAUAAUAUAUAUACAUGUAUAAAUUGAUUUGGGUCAGUAAUUUGAUUUUUUAAAGAAUU